UUUUUAUUUGGUGUUUUCUAUCAAGAUGGCUUAUUCGGAUAGCACUUCCAGUGAGGACGCCAGAGACGACUCUCGAGCGAGGCGACGCGCAAAGUCGGGUGCGCGCGGUCGUUUUCAACGGUAUUCGUCUGGGAAUGACUCUCGGCGGGAUCGCAGCGGGCGCAGACAGUACGAGACACAGCAGGGGUGCCCGGACAAAUCAUCUCACAGAAGGCGCAACUGCUAUGACAAAAGGGACUACCACCGGAACGGUACUCGGAGCCAGCGCAGGAGCCGGAACAGGAGCAAUGCGCAGAAAGAGAACAAGGAUAAGCCGAAAACGGAGAAGCCGAUGCGGAGGUGGGAGCUGGAGGAGGAGGAGGAAGAAGUGCCAAUCCGAAGCUCGAGCUCUGGACGAGACAAAGUCCGGACUUCACAAAUUGUGACCGGACAGUCAUCGAACCACGCAUCAAAUCGGGAUCCGCAGGACAAAUUGGGGGGCCGGGAAGCGGCUCUAUUGGAUAAACCGCCUUGGUGGUUACAAACAAAUGCAGGUAUUAUCAAGGUCAGCUAGCAGCAAAUGUUUCCUCUAUGCAUUGAGAACACAGGAGCUAGUCCGCUCAGCUGUUGAGCGCAUGCAUCAUAAGUAGGCAAGACGGCAAAACUUCGCUUCCUACCACGAUUUAUUUCGGGGCUCACUAUUACAGGUAGCUGCGCGACUGCUGGUUCGCCAGCUGGACCUCCGGCGUCAUCAUCAACGGCCGCCCCGGUCUUGGAGGAUCACAUGGCUGAGCUGUGGAACCACGUACCCGAGAUGCAAACACCGGGCGUUUUGCACUCGGGCAAUGCAGCGCGGGCACUAUACGUCCGGUUUCCCGCGGGAUACCCCUACAGUAGGCCGUCGAGGGUCCACGAGAACGACCACAGAGUGGUAGAGGGGUGGCUCAGGAUGCAGGUCGGAGCCAAUGCGGUCAAGCAGUAUAUCUUGCGAGAGAAGGACGCCGUGGUAGUCUUCACUAGUGCAGCAUGCAAGGCCGGCGUGUUGGCAGGCCAACUCAGUCGAACGGUCGCGCUCCCGGACCGUCGCGGGGAUGCGCGGAUCGUGCUGUACAUAGAGAGUCGCGAAGCCAAGUCGCAGAGUUCUCGCACAGUCACGCCCGAUGCCGUCAGCGAAAAUUCUGCCGAGAAGCAGACCAGCGAAUUUCCGACGCCAGCUCCGGCUACGGAGCAACAGGCUACAGGCGAUGUAAGUGAGGGCAAGCGAGCAAAAACCUUUCCGAUGCCACCGCCGCCCAUGUCGCUGCCGCCAGACCAGUACGAAGGUCAAAGUACGCACGGCGCCCGGCAGAAAGUGCCUAUCUUGAAAACAAUAUCGGUCGCUCCUGCAGUCGCACAAAGCCAGCGCGACAGAGUCCCUGGAGCGCCGGUCUCGAAAGCGGUGCCGCUGGAAAAGAAGACUGCGAUGCAGCUUUCCACAGGUCCUCCAGGCAGCGGAGAGACACGGCAUGAUCAGGCCCAAAAAAACCGGCAGAAAGAAGAUGGACUAGCUGCGCCACCCCCUACCGCGAUUCUGAGCAAAGCUUUGUCCUCGCAGCAUGACCCGAGAACAAUACGAGGACUUGCCACUAGUCGCCCACCUAGAUCAGCUUCGUUGCGACAUCAGCUGGGAACGACGAGCGCAGCUGCCUCUAGUCGAGGCGCGGGUGUUGAAUCCAAGCGCGUUACAUUCGCCAUGGCGGAAAAGCAAGCGCCAGAGGAAGGUGACAGCGAGAAAGCCCAGGGCUCCGUUCUUCCACGACAAAGCAGUACCCGGGCAGCUUCGAAUCAAAAUGAGUCCCCAGCACCCGAACAAAGUUCGGCCGCGAAAGCAAAUCAUGAGUCCGGGACAGCCGGUGGCAGUUUAUCUGCAGCGCCGGCCGCGCAGCGCCGUUCUCGCAGCAGAGCAAAGGCCCUCUCGCCGAGAGGAAAAGGACCAGCGAGGCGCUCGCCAUCGAAGGCGAAGCAGAGGCACGGCAAACGAUCGCCAAGUAAAGUAAGGGAACGAGGUGGCCGUGCAAAACGUUCACCAAGUAAGAUCAAAAAGCCAAGGCGGGAAAUAGACGCGGGUAUUUAUGGGAGAAGUGUUGGUGUCUGCAUAACAAGAAACCUCGACGCAGGGCAUGUAGGUUGUGCAGUGCGUAAAGCAAAACUUCAACCGUUGUUUUCCUUCGGGUUUAUUAGUCAUUGUUACUUCAUCCAAUUUGCCAGGUUCACAAGAUCCAAAGUUGGCCACGGAAAUUCUGGUGGAAAACACGAUGGAGGAUUUCUUUACUGACCGACUGGAUAAGUUGCGGGAGCAGUGCGAAGCAGAGCAUUGUCAGGUCGACAGGAAGGACACGCGCGAAGCGCUUUUAGCGAAAUAUCUGGGGAAAGUGCUGACCUCCGAAGAGCAGGCGUUGACUGCAAUUAAUUUCCUCUACUCGCACACGGGAACCCUAGCCCGAGAAGCAGCGGAGCACUGCCAGCAGAUCAGCGCGCUCGUGAAAUUGCCGAGAAGCGACAAGAACCUGGAAGCCUUGAAGGAACGCGCCCAGCUCCGGCGGGAGCUUGGGGGUAAGAUCGACAAAACGAAACUCGUUGCGGAUCUGCUGAAAGAGCAGGCUGACGAAUGAAAAGUCGGAGGAUCACUUGUACAUCCUUGCUCUAGACAGUUGGGCGAUUUUGGUUUGUUUUGCUUCAAAGGAUAAGGAAAGCUUGUUCGUUUUCGUAACGCUCGGGGGUUCCGCAGCCAUUUUCAU
Messenger RNA from Amoebophrya sp. A120, 2756 nucleotides. The record is from the annotation of a GenBank genome assembly. Lineage: Eukaryota; Dinophyceae; Syndiniales; Amoebophryaceae.